AUGAAGGAGCUGGUGGUUUCUGCUGGAGACAGUGUGGAAGUGACCCUGCCAAAGAACGAAGUCCAGCUGAACGCGUUCGUGCUUCCUGAGCCACCACCUCGAACCACAUAUUCCUAUGAGUGGGAAUUGAUUACUCAUCCAAAAGACUACAGUGGAGAAAUGGAAGGGAAGCACUCCCAGACCCUGAAGUUGUCUAAGCUCACUGUUGGUCUGUACGAGUUCAAAGUGGUUGUUGAUGGGGAAAACGCACGUGGAGAAGGAUAUGUGAAUGUGACAGUGAAUCCAAAGCCCCGGGUGAAUCAGCCUCCUGUUGCCAUCGUGUCCCCACAGUCCCAGGAGAUCUCACUGCCAACCAUUUCCACUGUUAUCGACGGCAGCCAAAGCACUGAUGAUGACAAAAUUGUCAGCUACCACUGGGAAGAGCUGAAGGGUCCUCUGCGGGAGGAGAAGGUCUCCAGUGACACUGCCAUACUGACCCUGACCAACCUGGUGCCUGGGAACUACACCUUCAGUCUAACAGUCGUGGACUCAGAUGGUGCCAGCAACUCCACCACUGCAAACCUGACUGUGAACAAGGCAGUGGAUUAUCCUCCAGUGGCAAAUGCAGGCCCAAACCAGGUGAUCACUCUGCCCCAGAACUCCAUCACCCUCUACGGCAACCAGAGCACGGAUGAUCACAGCAUCGUCAGCUACGAGUGGCUGCUCAGCCCCAACAGCAAGGGGAAGGUGAUGGAGAUGCAGGGGGUGAGGACACCAGUCUUGCAGCUCUCUGCAAUGCAGGAAGGAGAUUACACCUACCAGCUCAUAGUGACUGAUUCUGCUGGGCACCAGUCCACUGCAGAGGUCACUGUGAUAGUCCAGCCAGAGAACAACAAGCCCCCAAAGGCAGAUGCUGGUCCAGAUAAAGAGUUGACUCUUCCUGUGGACAGCACCACUCUAGAUGGCAGCAAGAGCUCGGAUGACCAGAAGAUAGUUUCGUUUCUGUGGGAGAAAACACGGGGCCCAGAUGGUGUCAAACUGGAGAAUGCCAACAGCAGCAUUGCCACUGUCACAGGCCUCCAGGUGGGGACAUAUGAGUUCACUCUGACAGUGAAAGAUGAGAGGAACCUGCAGAGCCAAAGCUCAGUCAAUGUCAUCGUCAAGGAAGAGAUAAACAAGCCACCCAUUGCAAAGAUUGCUGGCAAUGUGGUCAUCACCUUGCCCACAAACACCGCGGAGCUGGAUGGAUCCAAGUCCUCCGAUGAUAAGGCGAUUGUCAGCUACCUGUGGACCCGGGAUGAGGGGAGCCCUGCAGCUGGGGAAGUCUUAAAUAAUUCAGAUCAUCAUCCUGUUCUCCUCCUGUCCAAUUUGGUAGAAGGAACCUACACAUUUCACCUCAGAGUAACAGAUGCCAAAGGAGAGAGUGAUGUGGAAAGGACCACGGUAGAGGUCAGACCUGAUCCUAGGAAAAAUAACCUUGUGGAGAUGAUUCUGGAUGUGAACGUCAGCCAGCUGACGGAGCGGCAGAAGGGGAUGUUCAUCCGGCAGAUAGGAGUGCUGCUGGGGGUCCUGGACUCAGACAUCACUGUGCAAAAGAUCCAGCCAUACACUGAACAAAGCACGAAGAUGGUGUUCUUUGUCCAGAACCAGCCUCCCCACCAGAUAUUCAAGGGCCGAGAAGUGGCCUGGACGCUGAAGAACGAGCUGCGGAAGCAGCAGUCAGACUUCCUCAUCUUCCGCGCGCUGGAGAUCAACACAGUCACCUGUCAGCUGAACUGCUCUGAGCACGGGCGCUGCGACUCCUUCACCAAGCGCUGUGUCUGUGACCCCUUCUGGAUGGAGAACUUCGUCAGGGUGCAGAUGGGGGAUGGUGAAAGCAACUGUGAGUGGAGUGUGCUGUAUGUGAUCAUUGCAUCUUUUGUCAUCGUGGUUGCCCUUGGAAUCUUGUCCUGGAUGGUGAUCUGCUGUUGUAAGAGCAGACGAAAAGGAAAGUCCAAAAGAAAAAGCAAAUACAAGAUUUUGGAUGCAACGGAUCAAGAAAGCCUGGAGUUAAAACCAAACCCCAAAGCAGGUGGCAGACAGAAAGCUCAGGUCCUCGACACGAGCCUGAUGCACUCCGAGUCUGAACUGGACAGCGAUGAAGCCAUUUUCACCUGGCCUGACCGGGAGAAAGGGAAGCUGCUCCGGAGCCAGAACGGCUCUGUGCGCAACGGACAA
This is a messenger RNA of Acanthisitta chloris (rifleman), 2196 nucleotides long. Its product is annotated as KIAA0319-like ortholog. The transcript has 18 exons. The annotation marks the transcript as partial. Gene Ontology annotation, cellular component: plasma membrane; cytoplasmic vesicle. NCBI's taxonomy places the organism in Eukaryota, Metazoa, Chordata, Aves, Passeriformes, Acanthisittidae. Gene Ontology annotation, molecular function: protein binding. The record is from RefSeq and is a predicted model, not a curated record.